AGACAACAGGGAGGUGGGCAGCCCAGGGGCGGGCGGAGCUCUCCAGCCGUGCAGGCCCUGGGGCUCCGGCCGCUCACUGGUGAAGUCCAGGAGUGGCUGAAAUCCAAGCUGGGGUAACAAAAGGCAGCCGCUGUCCCUAAGCCGGCACAGCUCUGAUCCGCCCUCCCACCCGCCCUCCGCUGCCCGCGGGCCAUGUAAGAACGGCCCCGGGGGCCCCGCAGCCGCUGGUCAGAGGGCAGCGGGUCCAUGCAUGACACCGGCCAGGCCUCCGGGGGACCUCGGGGGCCGUGAGCACGCAGAGAGAGCUUCCCGGGCCCCUCGGGGGCGGGGGGGGGGGGCGCCGAGGGCCAGCCCCGAAGAUGCCCACCAACGGCCUGCACCAGGUGCUGAAGAUCCAGUUUGGCCUGGUCAACGACACCGACCGCUACCUGACAGCCGAGAGCUUCGGCUUCAAGGUCAACGCCUCGGCACCCAGCCUCAAGCGGAAGCAGAUGUGGGUGCUGGAGCCGGACCCGGGGCAGGGCCCGGCCGUGCUGUUCCGCAGCAGCCACCUGGGCCGCUACCUGUCAGCCGAGGAGGACGGGCGCGUGGCCUGCGAGGCGGAGCGGCCGGGUCGUGACUGCCGCUUCCUGGUCCUGCCGCAGCCCGACGGGCGCUGGGUGCUGCGGUCGGAGCCCCACGGCCGCUUCUUCGGUGGCACCGAGGACCGGCUGUCCUGCUUCGCCACGGCCAUCUCCCCGGCCGAGCUGUGGACCGUACACCUGGCCAUCCACCCGCAGGCCCACCUGCUGAGCGUCAGCCGCAGGCGCUACGCGCACCUGUGCCCGCAGGAGGACGAGAUGGUGGCGGAUAGCGACACGCCGUGGGGCGUGGGCGCGCUCAUCACCCUCAUCUUCCAGAACCGGCAGUACUGCCUCAGGUCCUGUGACAGCCGCUACCUGCGCAGCGACGGCCGCCUCGUGUGGGAGCCCGAGCCCCGAGCCCGCUACACGCUGGAGUUCAAGGCCGGCAAGCUGGCCUUCAAGGACUGUGAUGGCCGCUACCUGGCACCCGUGGGCCCCACUGCCACGCUCAGGGCGGGUCGCAACACGAGGCCCGGCAAGGACGAGCUCUUCGACCUGGAGGAGAGUCACCCGCAGGUGGUGCUGGUGGCCGCCAACCACCGCUACGUGUCCGUGCGGCAAGGGGUCAACGUCUCAGCCAACCAAGACGAGGAACUGCAUCAUGAGACCUUCCUGAUGCAAAUUGACCAGGAGACAAAGAAGUGUACCUUCUAUUCCAGCACGGGGGGCUACUGGACCCUGGUCACCCAUGGGGGCAUCCAGGCCACGGCCACACAAGUUUCGGCCAGCACCAUGUUUGAGGUGGAGUGGCGCGGCCGGCGGGUGGCACUCAAGGCUAGCAAUGGGCGCUACGUGUGCAUGAAGAAGAAUGGGCAGCUGGCGGCCACCAGCGAUUUUGUGGGUGAGGACGAGGAGUUCAUUCUCAAGCUCAUCAACCGCCCCAUCCUCGUGCUGCGGGGCCUGGACGGCUUCGUCUGCCACCGUCGUGGCUCCAACCAGCUGGACACCAACCGCUCGGUCUACGACGUCUUCCGCCUGAGCUUCAGCGACGGCGCCUACCACAUCCGAGGCCGCGGCGGCGGCUUCUGGUACACCGGCAGCCACGGCAGCGUGUGCAGCGACGGCGAGCGCGCCGAGGACUUCCUCUUCGAGUUCCGCGAGCGCGGCCGCCUGGCCAUCCGCGCCCGGAGCGGCAAGUACCUGCGCGGCGGCGCCUCGGGGCUGCUGCGCGCGGACGCGGACGCUCCCGCCGGGGUCGCGCUCUGGGAAUACUGAGCGGGCGGCCGGCCUGUCCCCCAUUAAACCGUGUCUGUGUCGCAG
This is a messenger RNA of Herpailurus yagouaroundi (jaguarundi), 1883 nucleotides long. It is a transcript of the gene FSCN2, whose product is annotated as fascin actin-bundling protein 2, retinal. Gene Ontology annotation, molecular function: actin filament binding; protein-macromolecule adaptor activity. The record is from RefSeq and is a predicted model, not a curated record. Lineage: Eukaryota; Metazoa; Chordata; Mammalia; Carnivora; Felidae. Gene Ontology annotation, biological process: cell migration; establishment or maintenance of cell polarity; actin filament bundle assembly. The transcript is spliced from 5 exons. Gene Ontology annotation, cellular component: cytoplasm; actin cytoskeleton. The coding region runs from base 360 to 1838 and encodes 492 amino acids.